Messenger RNA from Cokeromyces recurvatus, 378 nucleotides. RefSeq lists its product as uncharacterized. Bases 1 to 378 code for a protein of 125 amino acids. Lineage: Eukaryota; Fungi; Mucoromycota; Mucoromycetes; Mucorales; Mucoraceae. The transcript has 6 exons. The record is from RefSeq and is a predicted model, not a curated record.
AUGACUGAACAAAAAGUUCAACACAAGAUAACACUGGAUCGUAAUAAAGACAUUGUAGCCCUCCACAUUGAGCAGGAUUUACCAACUCAGAGCCUGCUACCAAUACGCAGUCGUAAGGACUGGAACCUUUUCGAAUAUCCCGCACCUCUUUGCCACACACCUGAACAGAUUAUGUUUUUAGUUGAUGAUAUGUUGAAAAUGAAUAUGACUGUAAUGAUAAUGGACUUUGAGAUACUAGUAGCCCUUCUAGUACUACUGAAUGGGCUGGCGGCCCUGUUGAUUAGAAUAAUUUCUACCAUUGUCAAGUCAGUUACUGUUGAGUGUAACCCUGAAUACAAUAAUAUACAUAUAAUAUACUAUAAUUUAUUACUUGUUUAA